AUGAUUACGCGUAAUUAUUUGUGUGUAUUAAUCUUUUUCGCAGUAACAAAUGUGUCUUUGGGUAUCGAUUUGCCGGAUAUUUAUGACAUGGACCGAAUCAAUUCUUUUGUAAUUGGCCUAAAUAUAAGAUCUGCUAUCGACUACAAUCCAGGAAACAAGAAACUCAAUGAUACUGAAGGUAACAAAGAAUUCAAAAAGAUUCUAAUCGACCUUACAAGUCUAUUAGAAGAGCUAAAUUCGAUAGCCAAUUCCUCGGAGGACAACUAUUGGCCAAAUGAUUUCUACAAGUUCAUAAAAACGCUGGAAGACUAUCAGGUGAAAGUAGGUUACACGGAAUCGUCUCUCGAUUUGAUGACUUAUAUAAAACAAAUUGAAAAUAAGCACAGUGCUAUUGACGCAGUCGUCAGAUCAUUAAUUUUCUUUCGCCACAAUAAUUAUUUCUCUGAUUUCAUUCACUUCUGCCCCUAUUUUAUAGGAUUUCUUGAUUUCAUUCAGAAUGACCACUAUGACCAAUCGAUUUCGUCAGUCUACGAAGACUUUUUAUGCGCAUUGAGAACGAAAAUGGCCAGUGAGAAUCAGCACAAUUUCUGUGGCAAGACCAGUUCAUUCCGCGUAGGAUUGUUCAAUUUCUUCCGUUUAGUAAUGACACCGUUUUUAAAAAGGUACACUAUGAUCCGUUUUGCCCAAAUUGCUGGGACACGAUGUCAAAACCGCUCUGUUCUUUCAGUACCUCCAGGAGAGUUUGAAGAAGAUUUUUCAAAUGCCAUUCGGUUGACCAAAAAAUUGCUGGAUGACGUCCAGUAUUACACCUAUCGCUGUGACGUAAAAUAUUUCGAUAGAUAUAAUAAAGAUUUCUAUUACUACGAAUUAGAGAAAAUGAUUCAGACUAUAAUAAUUGAAGAAAGGUUGAUGAGUGUUACGGGUUCUUGCAGUCACAAUUGUUAUCUAAGUCAGCUGACUGGUCCUAUUAAUCGAACGGAGUGCAGCAGUUUUCAGGAAUGUCAAUAUAUUACCUCGGGUUAUACUAUUUGUAAAUCUGACGAGAAGAGUUCAAGGCGCUACGAGUGGUUUGUAGGCCGAAAUGGUGAAGAAUUUGGCGAUACAGAUCAUCGACAAUGUCGAGGCAAGUUAACAACUAGGGACAGUUAUUACAGUCCAUCUCGAAUUCGAGAUUGUGAUUUUUGUGUAUGCACUUGUUUUGCGAACUCACUGAGCAAGUAUCAGCACAUCAACGUCAUCAGCUUCAGAGAGCAAGUUUCUGAUAUCACGGAAAACAAGAUAGUCGUAGAAGUGAGGUUCGCGAAAAAGGACAAUGUGAUCCACGUCCAGAUCAAAGAGGGCAAAGGGAAUCCCAACGGAUUGAUCACCAAUUCUACAUGGAAGCCAUUAGAAACUUUUAAGGAAUUAUAUCAACCUUUUAGAUAUGUUGUUAAGGUCAAUGGUACCUUACGAACCCUGAAAUUGGGAGUAGAUUAUACCAGACCUGAAAGCGUGAACUUUAAUAAUUUGGUCGCUCGUGAUGGUUUCGCUGUCACGGGAGUCAAAUUUUCAGGUGUUGCAGAUCCUGGUUUUAAUUUACUCAAUAAUGUAAGGGUUCAAUUUCAAAUUCGUGUGACUCCUUAUGAUUACAUCACCGUUUUUUUCAGAGAAGAAAUGAUCUAUAACAGUCCAGAUAUUCCGUUGAACUCACCAAAGAAUUUUAUCAACUCGAAAACAGACCAGUUUAUCAAAUUUGUAAUGUCGGAUUUGAAAAAAGACGCUGGGCAAUCAACAAUACCGUUUUUUAAUAAUAAUAUAUAA
Molecule: messenger RNA, 1800 nt
Organism: Cotesia congregata
Lineage: Eukaryota; Metazoa; Arthropoda; Insecta; Hymenoptera; Braconidae
Source: the annotation of a GenBank genome assembly